AAAGAAACCGUUACUAAUACUUCGUCCACCUUGACAAAGGUAGAUUCAGAAAGACUGGAGAAUGAUGAGAGGGUGAUGGUCUCUCUCGAAACCCCCCACCAGAAUCCUCUAAUGGCUUACCAUCGACCAAGAAUG
Molecule: messenger RNA, 135 nt
Organism: Funneliformis mosseae
Lineage: Eukaryota; Fungi; Glomeromycota; Glomeromycetes; Glomerales; Glomeraceae
Source: the annotation of a GenBank genome assembly